ACAUAAAUAUCAACGCCCAGGCGAAUCGCUAGACAUUUGCCCCAGCUACGUAUCUGUAGCUGGCCGAAGGCCAAGAUAGGUUUGGGGUUUCCGAAAUUAAACGCUGCCUAUUGAUUCCUAAAGGUCAUAUAAAAGAAGACGGGUACUAAAAGUUCUCCGAACAACGAGUGAAAAUGGCGGUGUUAUGGAGCUGCGGUGCUCUGCUCCUGGUAUGCCUGUGUACGGCUGGUGCCGACGAAGGUGUGGUGGCCGAGCCGACCGUGGUGAGCAACGUGACCUCGGCCGUCCUCACCUGCAACUACACCGGCAACAGCGCCGUCCAGAGCCACCACUGGACCCGCAACGGCAAGACCAUCGAGGGCACCAAGAAGACCUCCACCGACCGCAGCAUGCAGCACAAGCUGGAUAAGAUUGAUAGCAACUCUGGGGGUGUAUACGCCUGUGUCUUUACUACCGCUGGUGGGGAAGUUAAACAGGAGAUCGAAGUUAAGACUAAACCCCACGUGGGUGCCUAUAAGCACUCUGAGCACGGGAACGAGGGUGAUAAGGGUGCGCUGGUGUGUGUGAGCCAUGGGUAUCCCCUGCCCACCGACUGGGCGUGGUUCAAGUUGGUCAGCGAGGGCAAAGAGGAGGCCAUCGAGAACGGCACGGAGAAGUACGAGAUCAAAACCAUGCCCAACAAGACCACGCUGUACAUCCACGACCUGGACAUCGAGCGCGACGUGGGCGACUACGGCUGCCGAGGCGCCAACGCGCUGGGCGCCAACAGCGACCAGAUCCACCUGCGCGUGCGCAGCCGCCUGGCCGCCCUCUGGCCCUUCCUCGGCAUCGUGGCCGAGGUGGUCAUCCUCAUCGCCAUCAUCUUCAUCUACGAGAAGAGGAGAAAGCCGGACGAGAUCACCGACGAUGACGACUCUGGUGCAGCCCCUCUGAAGAACGACUCCGCCACCAACCACAAGGACAAAAACGUUCGGCAGAGGAACUCUAACUGAGGGAGGGAUGAAGGUGACAUGAUGACUACUGCUGCCCAUCGCUCAGUGGAGCUCUGAGCACUUCAGCGCCCCCUGCUGUCCUUUUCACUUCUGUGCCAUUUUUAGUGUUUUUUUUUUUUUUUUUUUUUUUGGUUUUUAUUAUUUUGUUUUGCUUGUGUGUAACUCUGAGGGAGGGGGCCAAGAUGCAUGAUUCUGGAGUUUUUUUUUUUUUUUUUUUUGGUCUUGUCAUUUACUUUUUUUUUUGAUAAGUUUUGUUUGUUAUAGUAAUUUUUUCUUUGUGCAUAUGCGGGAAGGAUUGGUAGGCUGUAUUUGAUGUAUAUUUUUUACUCUCUCUCUCUCUUGCUCUCUCUAGCCCCUCUGUCCAAUGCCUUUGAUAUAACAGGACUUUAAUAGCUGCCCUAGUUGCCUUCUUUAAAGGUGAAGCUCAGCAGAGCUCUGAUAUUUGCCCCUGGAGCGCCCCCCUCCACCGGAGACGCGUGUCAUUCACAUCCCGCCGAUCCAUUUCGGGAUUCUGUACCAACUUCUGCUCUCAGUCGCCACGGAAGCGUUUUUGCUGUGAUCUGAUAUGGGAGCGAGCAGGCACGCAUGUUUUGGAAAAUUAAGCCGCGAGCAGUGAUUGGCUGGAACAAAAAACAAAACCAGCGUAGACUCUGGGGAGGCCCCCCCCCGCACUGACGGUCGGGAGCUGUGCACCGCUGUUCUGCUCUUUCCAAACAUAGAAACGUUUGGGAAUACCGAGCCUGUCCAAUGCUGCCUGCUAGUGACUGGGAAUACCCAGAAUGCAAUGCAGGGUCUGUUUGGAGAGAGGCGAGGCCAACUCCACUCCUCUGUCAGGCGCAAGCAGCGACUGGUUUCUGUAAAACAGGGGGGGGGUGUUCAACUCCUGGAGGGCCACAGUCUCUGCUUGCUUUUUGUGACUUCCUUUCGAUCAGCUGUCACCAUCGAGCUCAGACCUGCCGCCAGCUCUCCACCCUGCUGUAAGAACUGAGCGUAGCACAAUGCUAACGCCCCGGGCUGGGCUUUAAAUGUGUAAAUGAGAUUAGUGAUGUCAUAAGUGAUUAUGACGGAAGUUCCGGAUCAGGAAGGGCUGUUUGUUCUAGAAGGCACAGAGAAAUGAUUGGCGGUCUGUGAAUGACAAAGGUUUCCCUUUUCUGGAUUAUAUCCCUUAAAAGGGAGGGGGGGGGGGGUUGAUUUUGGUAUUUUUAAUGGCUGCCCCUUGCAUUUUGUAUCCUUUUGUAAGCCUUCCGGGUUUAUAUACCAACAAGCUCAUAUCGUAACUGAGUUUUCUACGCUUCUAGCUGGUGCCAUAGUUAAAUGUAUCUAGCGUUCUCAGUAAAAGGACCAAGUACAUAUCAAAUUUGGCCUAUUUAAUUCAACUUUUUAAAAAGAAAAAAUUGUUUCAUUUUGGAGGGUUACAAUGGGAGUUGUCAGGUAAAAUUUUAUUAGUGCCAGAAAAGGCAAAAAGAAAAAAAAAGCAGCUUUACAGCUGAAAUUGUAGGAAAGAUGUUGGGGUUCAAAAAAAAAAGAGAGGAAAAAAGUGUUUAUUUGCCUUAUUAAUGACUGCACGUUUGGAAGCCAGGCCUUUUAAAAAAUUUUAAAUACUAGAUAGUGUUUUUGUGUGGGGGAGUGAAGUUUUUCGUUAUUCGAGCACCUGAGUGAUGUCACCGCUGCCUGAAACAGCUCCAGCACUGCCCAGUUUAACAAUCUGCGUAACGUCAAUAAAGUUUUAUUCUGAUUUGGGAA
Molecule: messenger RNA, 2735 nt
Organism: Anguilla rostrata (American eel)
Lineage: Eukaryota; Metazoa; Chordata; Actinopteri; Anguilliformes; Anguillidae
Product: basigin-like
Exons: 8
Coding region: 174-992 (272 amino acids)
Biological process (GO): axon guidance; homophilic cell-cell adhesion; dendrite self-avoidance
Cellular component (GO): plasma membrane; axon
Molecular function (GO): cell-cell adhesion mediator activity
Source: RefSeq, a predicted model, not a curated record